GCGGCGCAAUGGGCGUGUGUUGCAAGAGGUCAGCAACGAGACCAGCCUGGUGCCGCGCCUGGUCUGCGUCUCCCGCCGUCCCGAGCCCACGGAAUUGCAUGCCUGGGAUUUCAUCCUCAAGAAUUUUCAGUAAGGGCGAGAAUUUCAGCCGGUCACCGAUGCGGCGCCUGGCUGACAGCUUCCAGCUGUCCAGCGUGGGCAGCCCACAUAUCAGCCAGCCGGAAGCGUUCCGGGCCAGCAUCGCCGACAUCCUGCACGUCCACGGGAAUCUGCAGCGCACUCCGCUGAUGCGCAUGAACACUUGCGUCAAAAUUGGAACAGCCUUGCCAGACGGUGGACAAUUUCCGCCCCUUGGACUUCCACUGGCUUCUCGACUUGGCCGUCCGCCCCUUCCCCGCGCUGGCCAGGGCAGGCUAGCCGCACUGUUUCGCGCUGUCGGAUCUUUUCGCCCUGGACCAUGUUUCCCUCGUGUCUUCCGAUCAGAAUGUGAUUUUUAUACCGAGUAUUAAACUGUCAAGCGCCAGUUUUUCUGCGACUGAUCCGUGCCGGGCUGUCAGUUCAGAGGCCGAUGAUUUUGUCUAGCAAGUAGUUUAUUUUAUUUAUUAGUAAAUUAUUAUAUUUAUAGAUUAUAGAAGUUUAUUAGAAAUCUCUUGAUUACUGCGGGCGCCGUUUUUGUGCCCUGUUGGGCCGGUGUGAUGGUGAUACUGAUUAUUGCCUGGGGAGCUUUUUUUGGUGCCGAUCAGGGAUCUUUUAGUGAUAACAUUUAGUACCGUUUGA
This is a messenger RNA of Paramacrobiotus metropolitanus, 777 nucleotides long. RefSeq lists its product as uncharacterized. The record is from RefSeq and is a predicted model, not a curated record. Bases 9 to 509 code for a protein of 166 amino acids. The transcript has 4 exons. NCBI's taxonomy places the organism in Eukaryota, Metazoa, Tardigrada, Eutardigrada, Parachela, Macrobiotidae.